Molecule: messenger RNA, 258 nt
Organism: Sphenostylis stenocarpa
Lineage: Eukaryota; Viridiplantae; Streptophyta; Magnoliopsida; Fabales; Fabaceae
Source: the annotation of a GenBank genome assembly
AUGGAGAAGAAGUUAAGGAUGGAGAAGAAGUUUCGGAUGGAGCAGAAGUUUGGAAUGGAGGAGAAGAACGAAGAAGGAGAAGAAGUUAAGGAAGAAGAAGUUCUUGAUGGAGAAGAAGUUAAGGAUAAAGAAGAAAGUAUGGAUGGGGAAGAAGUUUGGGAUGGAGAAGAAGUUUGGAAUGGAGUAGAAUCAACUAAGUAUGGAGAAGAAAUUAAGGAAGAAGAAGUUAAGGAAGGAGAAGAACUUUUGGAUGGAUAG